Molecule: messenger RNA, 1838 nt
Organism: Malurus melanocephalus (red-backed fairy wren)
Lineage: Eukaryota; Metazoa; Chordata; Aves; Passeriformes; Maluridae
Gene: TRAIP
Product: TRAF interacting protein
Exons: 15
Coding region: 116-1495 (459 amino acids)
Molecular function (GO): zinc ion binding
Source: RefSeq, a predicted model, not a curated record
GCGGCGGGCUCGCGGUCGCGUUUAAACGGCGCAGGGCCGCGCGGCUGCUCCGCUCCCGGGGCCGCGAUCUCUGAGUGCCCCCUUUAACCUCCCCCCAACCCUUCCCGGCCCCGCCAUGCCCAUCCGCGCCUACUGCACCAUCUGCUCCGACUUUUUCGACAACGAGCGGGACGUGGCGGCCGUGCAGUGCGGGCACACCUUCCACCGGGACUGCCUCAUCCAGUGGUUUGACACUGCACCCAGCCGGACAUGCCCACAGUGCAGAAUCCAGGUCAACAAAAGACACAUCAUCAAUAAGCUGUUUUUCGAUGUUGCCCCGGAGGAGCAGGCAGCACCGGAUGCUGAGACCUUGCAGAACGAACUGGACAAGGUGAAGGCCCAGCUCUCCUUGAAAGAGAAAGAAAAGCGGGAAUGCCAGGCUGUUGUGGACGGCCUGAGGGACACUCUGGAUGUGCGCAAUGCCACCAUAGAGUCACUCCAGAAGGUGCUGGGAGAGACAGAGAUGCUGUGCUCCUCUCUCAAGAAGCAGAUGAAAUUCCUGGAGCAGCAGCAGGAGGAUAACAGAAGUUCAAAGGAGGAGGCUCGCCGGCUGCGAAACAAGCUGAGAACCAUGGAGCGGAUAGAGCUGUUGCUUCAGAGCCAGCGCCCCGAAGUGGAGGAGAUGAUCAGAGAGAUGGGAGUUGGGCAGGCAGCGGUGGAGCAGCUUGCGAUCUACUGUGUCUCCCUGAAAAAGGAAUAYGAGAAUUUAAAGGAGGCUAGGAAGAUCUCUGGUGACAUGACAGAGAAGCUGAAGAAGGAGCUGUUUUCUGUCAAUAAUAAGCUGCAGAAAACUACAUCAGAAUUGGAGAAGACCAAGGAGGAGUUAAAAAGCACACAGAAAGAUCUGAAGAAUGCAGACAAAGAGAUCUUGAGUUUGAAGAAGAAAAUAGACAUCCUGCAGGAUACUCUGAAGGUCCCAUCUGUAACCAGGGAAACACUCAGUCGGAUAGUCUUUGAAAGCCCUGCUCCUGUGGAACUGCAGCAUCCAAAGCUCCACCGCCCGGCCGACAGYGAUGAGAUCGAUCUAGAUGCUACUUUUGAUGUGGACACCCCUGAACACAGGCCCUGCACAUCUCCUAUUGGCACUCCAAAAAGGCAGAAGCUGGAUAAAAAGCCGCCUCCCGUGGUAAAUCUGGAGAAGAAAGUUCUGAAGGAAACAGUGGAGAACUGGGCAGAUGAUCUGGAAGACGAUGCUCUUAAAGGAUUCUUGCCAGCAUUCAUCAGGAACUCUGUUCUUUCCAAGAAGCCAUCUUUGGGCAGUUCGCUGGGUCGCCACAGGAACAUGGGUGCUGUGAGGACAGGGUACGAUGGCAUGGGAGGCAGGACGAAGUUCAUACAACCAACAAACCUGGCGGAAAUCCGUCCGUUAGCAGUGAGGAGCAAGAAGAAGGUCUCCAGACCAGCUGCAUCUUCCUCCAGCAGCAGCCAGGCCAGAAUGGACACUUUCCUGCAGUGAGAGCCCCAGACUUCCUGGGAGAGGCUUGGARGAGGCUGCAGGGCAGAGCACACUUGCCUAGAGCCUGGCAUGAUGCAAUGUGCAGCCAUCGCUGCCUGGGGUACUGUUUGCAAAGCACUGAUGCUGCCUUGUGGGUGAGAUGAGCUGCCCUGUGGAGAAUCCUGCCYUUGCAGCAAGGCAACAGGAGACCAAACCUCUGGCUAAUGCCUGGACUGAGUUAUCCUCCUUGUUUUGCCACUCCUUCCUCCCUUUUUCAUGGAGAAAUAGUAAGGUUUUCUUGCCUUCUGGCCUCCUCAGAGCCCUGCAAUCGCCKCUGCUUUGGGGUCUCUGACACCAGGUGGAA